AUGGUAAAAUCUACAAUCAAGAACUGCAUCUACAUGAACGACUACAUCUAUAGUCACACUUAUCUUGUGAAUAUGAUGAGGAAAUUCACAAACCAAGCAAAUCUACAUAGACCAGCAGUUACUCGGUUUGCUACAUCAUUCAUCACACUUGCCCAAUAUCACAGGCAGAGGAUAAACUUUAUGAGUUUUGUAACUUCUAAAGAAUGGAAUGAUUCAAAGUGGCCAAAGGAUUUAGGAGCAAUGAAUGUGAAAAAGUUCAUCAUGAGUGACAGAUUUUGGCACAACGUGUUGUAUGCACUGAAGUUGACAGGUCCUCUAGUUAAGGUUCUUAGGUUGGUUGAUGGAGAGAAAAAACCAGCUAUGGGGUACAUUUAUGAAGUCAUGGAUAGAGCUAAAGAGGCCAUUGCUAAGACCUUCUUCAAUGAGAAGGAAGACCAGUAUAAAGAUGCAUUUGCAAUCAUUGAUAAGCGAUGGGAUUGUCAAUUCCAUCAUCCUUUGCAUGCUGCUGGUUACUUUCUGAAUCCAGAAUUUCAGUAUAAUCUAGAGUCUGGGGUGAACUGUGAAGAGGUUGUGAAAGGUCUCUACAAUGUUAUUGAAAGGUUGGUUCUUGAACUUGCAGCUCAAGAUAAGAUAGACACAGAGUUGACGGUGUUUAAAACUGCUGAACGACUCUUUGGGUUGCCCAUGGCAAAAAGACAAUGGAAGUUAAAAGCACCAACUGAGUGGUGGUAUUCUUAUGGAGGAUCUACACCAACACUUAGAGACUUUGCUAUUAAGGUUCUUAGUCUCACUUGUAGUGCAACUGGUUGUGAGAGAAACUGGAGUGUGUUUCAACAUCUCCAUACCAAGAAAAGGAAUCGAUUGGCUCAAGAACGGUUGAAUGAUCUAGUGUUUGUUAAGUAUAAUCGCACUUUACAACGUCGUUACAAGCUGAAAGACACCAUUGAUCCAAUCAACUUAGAAGAUAUUGAUGAUUGUAAUGAGUGUCUGGUUGAAGAAUGGAUGAAGAGUCUAUUAUUGAUAUGA
Molecule: messenger RNA, 1026 nt
Organism: Camelina sativa (false flax)
Lineage: Eukaryota; Viridiplantae; Streptophyta; Magnoliopsida; Brassicales; Brassicaceae
Source: RefSeq, a predicted model, not a curated record